Molecule: messenger RNA, 972 nt
Organism: Seminavis robusta
Lineage: Eukaryota; Bacillariophyta; Bacillariophyceae; Naviculales; Naviculaceae
Source: the annotation of a GenBank genome assembly
AUGCUUCGACGAUCAACGGUGGUUCUCGCUCUGGGCAUGUUGGCCCACAUGGCAUUGGCGCAGCCUCCCGAAUACAUUGAAUGGAUAAUUGAUGAUCGUUGCCCCGAGGACGGGGACAGACGUCUCAAGGUCGAUGAGAAGGAUUCCGCCGCCCACUUGCGGGGAUCUCCCCUCGUAGAAGGAGAAAUCCAAGAUAAUGAACUAGUUGGUAAGCUAGUAGAGGAGCAAAACGAGAAACCCACCGACCACAAGGAAGGCCGAUCGCUUCAGAGUUUCUCCACAAAUCCCUUGACCUUCAACCUGAAGCUUCACUGGCAAGAAGCCUACUGCUGGCAGCGGGAGUGGAUCGAACGAAAGUGGUGUUUGGAAUGUCCCGGGGAGUCGUGCACCUCGGGAAGCUUCUUGUGGAUCAAUGAAUGUGACUCGGGAAAUCCCUUGCAGCGCUUCGAGUGGGUCCAGCUUGGCUUGGAUGGAACUACGCUCGAGAAUCAGGGUCUCUUGAAACCAGCAGAUUACGACUUGUGUGUUCACCAAAUCGUAAAAGGGACAUUUCGGCUGCUUCCUUGCAAUGAAUACUAUGUGGACCAAAAGCUGGUCGGGUUCGAUACAACGAACCGUUUUGAGCUGCGUCCUGCACGCUUGAGCCACUCUGAAGAUUGUCUGACGCAAGAUCAUCAUCCUAAACCGCGCGAAGAACUCAUUUCCAUGUCAUGUUACAUUGCAAGGAGACACCGCACCAGCUAUUGGGAGGUCUACGAACCCAGCGAAGCGAGUCUAUCCCUGCGUGUUCCGCAAUGCUCCAGUGGGAACCCAUGCGGACCAUGCGAAGGUGACUGCAGAGAGGAUUCCGAUUGUCGAGGGGACCUCCAAUGUUUCCAACGAGGACCCGACAAUGUGGAAGACCCCGUUCCUGGUUGUGCUGGCGCAACACAAACCCACUAUGCGGACUAUUGCUAUGAUCCAACAAGGUAA